ACUCGCUUCCUCCCACCGCUAAUUGCUGCAGGUGUGGAGCUGAUUUUUGCGCCAGCACACGGAGGAAAACUGCGCCCGACGCAUUCAUGCCGCUGUAAAGGAGUAAAAGGACAAUGCACAUAACACUUAACCUCUCAGGCCCUUACGGCGCCAACCUGUCAGACACAGACCCUGAGAGGCUGCGGGAGCUGAGCCACCGCUCCGUCAAAGUAAGCAUAAUCAUCGUUCUGGGCGCAAUGAUUACGUUGGGAAACGUUGCAGUUCUCCUGGUUAUCACUUCCUCGGUGGCCGGUUGGUCCAGAAACUCUCGGUACUUUCUCCUCUCUCUCACUGCUGCAGACUCUGCGUUUGGACUGCUGGUCAUGCCCCUGAAUCUCUGGGUGAGUCUGUUAAAGGACUACACCGAGGGGCCAGACGCUCUGUGCCAUGUCGUGGCUUUUUGCAACGCCACCGUCUACUCCACCUGCAUGUACACCCUGGCCACGAUAAGCCUGGAGAGGUACAUCGCGGUGUUUUACCCUCUGCAGUACUCGACUCUGAUGACAAGGAAAAGGACGCUGCUCCUGAUCGCCUUCGCCUGGUGUUUCCCACCCUUUUUACUCUCGCCAAUCUCAUUUCCAGAUGGCAUCAUCGAGGUUCAUUUUUCUACCGCGUCCCUGGUCUGCAACCCGUCCUACUCCACAAACGUCGCCUACUCCCUGAGCUUGACAUGUCUGAUAUUUUUCCCUUGUUCCAUCGUCAUGACAUACGCGAACCUGAGGGUGUGGUGCGCGGCCAAGAGACAGACUUUGAAACUGCGCAAAUACAGCUGUGCGCGUCGCAGCAGGCCCAACGUGGCCUCUAGGGUGCUCGUGCCCGUGAUGGCAGCCUACUUCACCUGUUGGACCCCCUGCAUGGCGACCAUGAUCUACAACGCCAUCUCGGGAAGCAGCGUACCAGAGUGGGUUGAGUUUGUGGUGGUGUGGCUUCCAACUUCCAAUGGUUUCCUCAACUGCAUCUUCUACUUUUGGAUAAACCGAAACUUCCGCAGAAAAUUUAAUCUAAUCCUCCAGAGGCUGGCUCUGUCUCUCUGCCCUAAAUUGGCCGACACCCUCGGCUGCAGCUACCCUUCCACGGCACAAUUUACCUCGGGAUUUUUGGAUAACAACAACAGUGUGCACGAGCGCUCCUCCAGCGUGUCCUCCACCUGCACACUGCUGACCCUGGCCUAGGACCUCCGGACCUGGACAGCAUCGCCACCAUUACAAAUGGAUAAGGUUGUGAACUGUGAUGCUCUGUCUUAGUGUUUUUGACCCAUCCCUUUUUGAAUGGGCUACAUCAAUGACCAGGUCAAAGUAACGGGUUAUGUAGGCUGAUAUUCAGAUGGUUUGAUGCUCAGGCAAAAAUGAUUGUACAGUUAUACAUGUUUUAUUUUUUAUCAGUAUUCAGUCAGAUAACACAGUUCAGUUGAUCAGAGCAGCCUUUGUUUAGAAGUGGUUUGGAUUUUUAGUUUUGUUCAUAAACGCACUGUAAUGAGGAUUUGAUUUUUGAACAGAAAUGGCUUCUUAAACCACCAUUUUAAGUUGUUUUAUAGCCAGCCAUCAUACUUGCCACAGAAAUGCCUGCCAUAAACCUGAAAACCUAAUGCAUUCUGCACGUAGGUUUCAGUAACGCCACCCUGUGAGGCUGUGCUGCUUAGGUCAACGUAUCUCUGAUAUUUGGAGUUAGUUAAUUAGCUCAUCAGAAGAAACUGAUAUUUAGGCUUCUUUUCAUUUGAGAUAUGUGUGAAUGUUACUGAUUAUCAUAACUUUGAACUGGAGCCGUCAGCCUCUUCUUCUUUUUAAACUAUGCAUCAAAGAUCGCAGUAUAUUACAGUGAGGAGAAAAUAACCUGAAGUCGCAACCUUUCCAUGCACACAGGGAGAAAAGUAAUUAAGCAACAACACUGCAGAAAGGUCACCACGUUUGUGCUGGGAAGAGAUAACUUGUGCUUGGAAGAUGUAGACUGGCUAUGAUAUCUCUAAACAAACAAGCAACGUCUGGAGUUACUGCUCAGUGUCUUUACCUUCUGCUUUAGUUCAACUUGGCAAUUACCGUGUUCAAAAUUUUGAGAAGUUUACGGUCACACUGAACAUUGAUGUAAAUUGAGAAUGGUGUAUGGUUUCUAAAAACACUAGAGAAACAUUUUAUUAAAUUAAUUUUAACCUUUGGGUGCUGCUGGGUGUUAACAUCAGCGAGUAUCAGAAAAAUGACUUAAUGAUAUUUGUAUGUACAUACUGUGUUUCUAAAGUCAAAAUACGCAUAAUAAAUGUAUUGAUCUUUUUGAAAUAAAGCAUAAUGCCUUU
Molecule: messenger RNA, 2323 nt
Organism: Menidia menidia (Atlantic silverside)
Lineage: Eukaryota; Metazoa; Chordata; Actinopteri; Atheriniformes; Atherinopsidae
Source: the annotation of a GenBank genome assembly